This is a messenger RNA of Hyposmocoma kahamanoa, 2224 nucleotides long. Its product is annotated as carboxylesterase 1C. NCBI's taxonomy places the organism in Eukaryota, Metazoa, Arthropoda, Insecta, Lepidoptera, Cosmopterigidae. The record is from RefSeq and is a predicted model, not a curated record. The transcript is spliced from 10 exons. The coding region runs from base 377 to 2224 and encodes 615 amino acids.
UUCAUCAAGUAAGAAGACCGCCGAAAUGUAAAUUAUUUCGCCACCAUUAAAAAUUGUCACCAAUUCUAUGAACGCAUAUCAUGUUGAAACACUGUCACAAAGAGGAUUGUUGGGGAGUAUUUAGAACAAUAGUGAGCAGUCGUUAUGGUGCUCUCGUCACGGCCUAGAGCGUAAUCACUGUACGAUCUAAUUUUGAUUGUGUCGAAUGUCCAUCCCGACAUAAUAGAAAACAUCAGUUUCAUCGCGGAUGCCCUCAGAAUAUGACUGCCUACUUUUUCAAAUACUUACCUACCUAAUACAAAAACUCAAAUAGCACUUAAUUUCCGUGAUUGUGAUUUGAGAAUCCUAAAAAUGGUUUUAUAGUGAAAUCAACAUAAUGAUAAGAGGAGCUUGGAACUUUCUGUAUUUUUUUGUUUUGUCAUUUGUCCUUGCGCAAGACCCAAUUGCUAAUUUGCCUCAAGGACGAGCCGUUGGGAUUAAAGUUUAUACCGAGAACUCUUUGACACCCGUAGAAAUAUUUUUUGGCAUUCCUUAUGCAAAGCCCCCAGUAGGGCGGCACAGAUUUUCCGCACCAGAGCGACACACGGGCUGGAGAAGAACUUUCUUUGCACACCGGAUGCCUCCCAAAUGUCCUCAAAUCAGUAAUAAUGGAAACGACUACGUAAACGAAGAUUGUCUUUUCCUGAACAUUUGGACACCACGGCGUGUAGACGGAAGUUCAUUACCUGUUGUGGUUGUACUAUACAGUGAGUCAUGGGAGAAAGGUGGAAUAUCUCUGCCCUAUCAGGAGUUGGCAGCCGAGGGGGUUGUGGUAGUAACUGUAGCCUAUCGCCUCAAUUUGUUAUCCUUCUUCACGCUUCGCACAUUAGGAGCUCGUGGCAACCUGGCUUUACUCGACCAGUACCUGGCUCUUCUGUGGGUGAGGGAGAAUAUUGCUGCAUUUGGUGGCGAUCCAACAGCAAUUACUCUCCUAGGUCAUUCCGCUGGAGCCGAUAGUGUACUUUAUCACAUUGCGUCGCCACGUUCGAUAGGUCUGAUUCAAAGAGCCAUCGUGAUGUCUCCGCUAAAUAUUUGGAGAACUUUAGACAAAGACAUAGAUGUAAACGCUACAGAAGUUGAAAGAAUAUCUUUGGAAAUGGCCCGUUCUCUGGGGUGCAGCAGUGACACAGACCAAGAAAUUUUACAGUGUAUGCGAGCCCGAUCUAUUGCGGAUAUUAUGUCCUUGUAUUCGAAGGUCAAUCGAAGCAACAACUUACAACCAAUACCGGAUGACUUUUUGCCUGAAGCAGAGCAGUUUUUACCUACUCCCUUGUCAGUAGCGUUAUCCGCUGGAAAACAACCAAUGCAACUCGAUGUCAUAUUGGGCACGACCGACCUUGAUGAUAUUAACAGCAAUGGCGACGACUAUGAUGAAUUAUUAAGCAGAGGAGGGUCAUAUAUAGCUGAAUAUGCGAAUACUAAAGCUAUUCCUGAAAUAUUACGAAUGUUUUCAUUACAUCGUUCAGAAGCUUUGCCAUUGUUGCUUCAGGCGAUACGUUGGGAGUAUUGGGGUGCAGGGACACGCGGUCAAGAAGUGAAAGAUACCCUGGAGUCCUUGGAGGCACUGGCUCGGAUGAAAUCGUCCGCUAAAUGGGGUGCUGGUGGAGCUUUAUUAGCGGCAAGAUUGGCCCGUCGUGUAUCGCGCCUAUAUGUCUACCGGUACACGCGACCGGGUAUAAACAUUCAUGGACGACGCUACAACUUCACGGGUGCGGUACACGGAACAGAUUUAGUUGCUCUUCUCGGAGAUGCUCUAAUGUUACAAAUAGCACGCCGACCGACUACUCAGGAAGAAAAACGAUUUUCAACAAAUUUCCGGAAAUACAUUGCCAAUUUUAUUAAGUUUGGAUCUCCAGCUCCAGAGGAAGAAUGGCAACGUUACAAAGUCGGAAAUGCACACAUUCAUGAAAUAAAGGAUUUGAACAUCGAUGACGGUGUAUGUUCCACUAAGGAGGCGGCGUUUUGGCUUCAAUAUCUUCCGCAACUAUCGAACCUACUAAGCACCACAGGAAAAACGGAGCAGCUCACUUCGGAGAAAGGUGAAAGCCGCUUGCGUGGCGGUGUGUUCGCGUUAUGCGGCGUAUCCGUUGUGCUGCUGCUACUGCUCCUCGCAUGCACCAUAUUGUUGCACAGGGAACGAUCGCAUCGUUCCAUAGACGUGGAUUCUCAUCUUGGCAUUCAAUAA